This is a messenger RNA of Nannospalax galili (Upper Galilee mountains blind mole rat), 11318 nucleotides long. RefSeq names its product BRCA2 DNA repair associated (gene Brca2). The record is from RefSeq and is a predicted model, not a curated record. Gene Ontology annotation, cellular component: nucleus. NCBI's taxonomy places the organism in Eukaryota, Metazoa, Chordata, Mammalia, Rodentia, Spalacidae. Bases 856 to 10977 code for a protein of 3373 amino acids. The transcript has 27 exons. Gene Ontology annotation, biological process: regulation of DNA-templated transcription; double-strand break repair via homologous recombination.
AGCCCGGCUCGUUCUUUUUCAAAUCCAAGAAGGCCUUUUACUGUUUGUGAGCAGCUUUCACUUGUUGAAGCCAGUUGAAAGCGUUCUAAAUUCAAACAACAAACCCAAAUUAAGCAGUGCACUAGGCUACAGACUCGGUAAAUUCAGACGUGAGGUCAUGUUUCAAUAGUGGAAAUGAGGCUCGAAACAUGGUGAUCAUGUCCUACAAGUGUAGAAGAGACAACCUCGGCCUGCAGAAGACCUAAUUCUACAGAAUGGCUUUCACAAUUUUCUAAGCAAGGAAACGGGUGCACAAGUCCUGACUGGUUGCUACUGGCAACUCCCCUUCUUCCAUUCCAGUACCAGGAGCCGCGGGCUAAAAUCAGCCUACGCGAAGGGGCAGGACUAAGGGGGGGUCCCACCCACUUCGUGUCCCGAAGGCGCGAAGACAAACGUGAGCAGGAGGGGACGAAAAGCCGAGGGACUGAGUAGCUGGGGACCGUUGAGCACUUCGUUGGAGAACUACCGCACUCCAUAACCUUUGACUCGGUCGGUGACAACUAAAGAGGAACGCCCACCGUCUCCGGGAGUAGCUAGAGGGAGCGGCGCGCCUGACUUCCGGUCGACGCUCGUAUUGCGUCAAGGCGUCGCGGAGUCAUGACGUGUCCAGCGGGCUUUUGGCGCGAGCUAACGACUUGAGGCGUCCGGGGUGGACCUGUCGGUGCUGAGGUUUGCUGCAGGCGCUGAGGUUCGCUGCCAGGGGAAGCCCGAGUGGGUCGAUGCGGGCCGUGGGCGGCAGCGCGGAGUCGGGCAGCGCCUGCGGGUCAGUGGGGCCGGACGUACAUACCAAGCAUCGGAGAACUUUUGUGCAGAAAAAUGCCUAUUGAAUACAAAAGGAAACCAACUUUUUUUGAAAUUUUUAAGGAGCGAUGCCGCAAAGCAGAUCUAGGACCCAUAAGCCUUAAUUGGUUUGAAGAACUUUCUUCAGAAGCUCCACUCUAUAAUUCGGAAUCCCUAGAAGAAUCUGAAUAUAAAACCAACAGUUAUGAGCCACACCUAUUUAAAACACCACAAAGGAAAGCCUUUUAUCAUCAGUUGGCUUCAACUCCAAUAAUAUUCAAGGAACAUGGUCAAACUCUGCCACUAUACCAAUCACCUUUAAAGGAAUUAGGAAAGGAUAUUGUACAUAAUGAAUGUAAAAAUCACCAUAAAAUGACAGUAAAAAGACACCAUGUAAUUGAUGUUACCAGUCCAUCUCUGAAAUCUUGUCUUCGUGAAAGUCCUCUUGCUCUACGAUGUACACAAGUGACACCACAGAGAGAAAGGCCAGUGAUGUGUGGAAGUUUAUUUUGUACACCAAAACUUGAGAAGGGUCAGACACCAAAACAUAUUUCUGAAAGUCUGGGAGUUGAGGUGGACUCUGAUAUGUCUUGGUCAAGUUCAUUAGCUACACCACCAACCUGUAGUUCUACUGUGCUCAUAGUCAAAAAUGAGGAAGCACCUGAAACUGAAUUUCCCAAUGAUGCUACUGCUAUUUUGAAAAGCUGUUUUUCUAACUACAAUGAAAGUUUGAGAAAGAACGAUGGAUUUAUUCCUUCCGUGGUUGACAAUGAAAAUAAAAACCAAAGAGAACCUAUCAGUCAUGGAUUGGGAAAAAUGGUAAGGAAUUCAUUUGGCAGAAUAAAUACUGACAAAGACCACCUUGGAGUGCCAAAUGUCAAUGCCAGUGCCCUAGAAGACGAAGUACCUGAGCUAACUGCAGAUGUUCCUGAAGAAGUUCCUUUUUCCUUGUGCUUACCUAAGACUAGAAUAAGAAAUCUGCAAAAAACAAAGGGCAAGUCCAGGAAGAAAAUUUUCUGUGAGACAAGAACUGAUGAAUUAAGUGAAGAACCUGAAAAAGAAGUUAAAGAAAAUAAACAUUCAUUUGCAUCUGAAGUGGAACUGAGUGAUCGUGAUCCCUUAGAUACAGAUGUAGCAGACCAGAAGCCCUUUGGCACUUCAAGGGAGGAAAUCUCCACAGAAGCUGAAUCAUCUUCAGGCUGUGGAUGGUCUCAGCUAACCCUCUCAGGUCUAAGUGGAACUCGGAUGCCGAAAAUAACCCCCCUUCAUGUUUUGCCUUGUAACCAAAAUAAUUCGGAAAAAGACGUCAUAGAUACCAAGAAAGAACCUAUCAGCUUUAUUCCUUCAGAAAAUUCUUUGCCUUGUUUUUCCAGUCUGCCAAAACCGGAAAAGGUCUUCCAUGAGGAAGCACUGGUAGACGAGUGUGAAAGGCAACAUCUCGAGUCUCAGGAAGACUCUGUUCUUGGGAGGAAGCAAGCAGGAUCUGGAACUUCUCAAGUGGCCUCUCCCAUUCAGGGCAUUAGAAAGUCUAUCUUCAAGACGAGAGAGCCACUUGAAGAGACUUUUGAUACUGUUUUCUCAGAUAAUGUGACCAAUCUCAACUUUAAAGAGACUGAAGCCUCUGAAAGUAGAUUGGAAAUUCAAGCUGUUUGCUCACAGACGGAGAAUUCUUUAUGUCCUAUUUCAGUUGAUAAUGAAAGCUGGCCAGCCACUAUUAGUUCUGUACCUGUGAAAAAUGCAGGAUUAAUAUCUACUUUGAAAAAUAAAAGAAGAAAGUUUAUUUAUGCUAUAAAUGAUGACAUUUCUCAUGAAGGCAAAACAAUACAAAAAGACAAAAAAUCAGAGCUAACUAACCCUCUAGCCCAAUUUGAAGCAAAUGCUUUCGAAGCACCAUUUACAUUUAUAAAUGCUGAUUCAGGUUUAUCUAAUUCUUUUGUGAAAAGAAACUGCUUCCAGAAUGAUACUGAAGAACCACCUUUGUCCUUGAUCAGUUCCUUUGGGGAUACUUUCAGUAAAGAAAAUAGUUACAAUAAUACACACAUAUCUCAGGAUCUUAAUUACAAAGAAACAACUGUUAGUGAAGAAAAACUGCAGCCAUUUACAACCCUGGAAACUGAUUUUCUGUCAUGCCUUCGGGAAAGACCAUGUGAAGUUGAUCGAAAAAGCCACAAAGUUUCAGAUACAAAAGAAGGCUUGAUUGCAGUAUGUGAUCCUGCAGGACAGCAUUCAGCAAUGGAACAGAGUAGCAUUCACUUUGAAUCACAGGAAAGCCCCUUAGGUGGCCACAGUAAUACUAGCACUCUUACAGUAACUUGUUGUAGCUCCAAGGAUCCCCCGUUAAACCCAGAUGUGGAUUGUAGAGGAAAAGCAUCAUACAAAAUAUCAGAGGAACUAAAAUAUGAAAGUAGUAAAGUUAGUAUUGAAUUAAACAAAAAUAGUCCCUUGGGAAAAAACGAAAUGUGUAUUUUAAGUGAAAAUUCUAAAAAAACUGAGCUUUUGCCCCCUGGAAAGUAUAUAACAGAAACAACACCUUCAGUGAAGUUGCAGUUCAACCAGAAUACAGAGCUAACAGUAAUCCGGAAGGACCAGGAAGAAACUACUUUGAUUUCAGAAAUAACUGUCAAUAUAAAUUCUGAAGAACUUUUCCCAGACAAUGAGAAUAAUUUUGUCUUUCAAAUAACUAAUGAUAGGAAUAGUCCUGCUUUACGAAAUUCUAAGGAACUUCAUAAAGAAGACCUCAGUUAUACAGAAGAGCCUAUUCCCAAGAACUCUUCCAUGGUAAUAGAUAGAGACAGAGAUAAGAAAGCAGCCCAAGUGUUGAUGACAGAAGAAAACUUAGAUUCAUCAACUGUACUCCAUGGUGGUAUGAAGGAGCGCAGAAAGAGUGGACAGCACCACCUGAAAGUAACUCCAGACCAAGACUUAAAAUCGUACACCACCUUGGAUAUGAAAUCAGAUAGAAACAAUGAUUACGCAGAGAAAUGGUCAGGACUCUUAGAUCCAGUUUUGAAUCAUAAUUCUGGAGGUGGCUUCAGAACAGCUUCCAAUAAAGAAAUAAAACUUUUAGAACAUAACAUCAAGAAAAGCAGGAUGUUAUUCAAAGAUAUUGAAGAACAGUACCCUACUAGUUUAUCUUGUAUUGAUAUUGUUAAUACUUUAUCAUUAGGAAACCAGGAAAAAGUAAGCAAGCCUGCUAGUUUUGAUUCACAGCCAGUUAAUACUGUGUCUGCACAUGUGGAGAGUCAAGUAUUUGUUUCUUGUGAAGAUAAUCUCACAACACCUCAAUUGUUAUCUUUAAAGCAAGAUUUUAACUCGCAUCACAAUUUAACACUCAGCCAAAAGGCAGAAAUUACAGAACUUUCUACUAUUUUAGAAGAAUCAGGAAGUCAGUUUGAAUUUACACAGUUCAGAAAGCCAAGCCGUAUAAUACAGGGCAAUACAUGUGAAAUGCCUGGGAACCAGGUGGUUGCCUUACUUGCCUCUCCUGAGGAACGGAAAGAUGUCAAACUUCCCCUCACAAUUGAUUCCUCAUCUAUAGGUCAAAUAGAUAACAGCAAAAAAAUUGAUGCAAUUGGAGUUAAACAAAACUUCCCUUGCUUGUUGAAAAGCAACUGUGACAAAAGUGCAUCUUGUUUUUUAACAGACAGUGAAGUGGAGUUUGGGGGCUUUUAUUCUGCUCUUGGCACAAAGCUGAGUGUUUCUAGUGAAGCUCUACAAAAAGCUGUGAAACUGUUCAGUGACAUUGAAAAUAGUGAGGAGACCUCUGCAGUACAAGUAGACCCAGGAAGUUCCUUUUCAAGUGAAUUCUGCCAUUCAGUCACUUCAGUGUUCAAGAUAAAAAACAACAGCAAUAAAAAUUUUGAUAAAACUAGCAAAUGCCAGGUAACAUUACAAAAUAAUAUUGAAAUGACUACUGGCAUUUUUGUUAAAAAUUACACAAGAAAUACAAAAAGUGAAGAUAAGAAAUAUACUUGUUCUCAGAGAAAUAGUUGUAAACUUGAAGACUAUGAUAGUAAAUCAAGUAUAAGUGAUAGGAUUUAUACAGAUGAAAGUGACUUGGCAUGUGUUGAUCAGUACAAUAAGCAUCUUAAGCCAUCUAGCCAAUUUGUGAGGGAUGGAAACAUACAAAUUAAAGAAAGUUUGUCAGAUUUAACAUGUUUGGAAGCUGUGAAAGCUGAAGAAGCAUGCCAUGUGAAAUUUUCAAAUAAAGAGCAAUUAACUGCAGGUAAGAUGGAACAAAACAUAAAAGAUACUGGUAUCUCCUUUCAGACUGUAAGUGGGAAAAAUAUCAGAGUCUCCAAGGAGUCAUUAAAUAAAAUUGCAAAUUUCUUUGAUCAGGAAACAGAAGAAUUGACCCUCUUUUCAGAUUCCUUGAAUUCUAAAUUUCUUUCAGGCAUCAAUAAGAACAAUAUGGGCAUUUCACGUCAUAGGGAAACAGUCAGUAUUAAAAACAAGAUAUUGGAAGACUGUAUCCCUAUUGGAAAUGCCAGUCAAUUGCCCACUUUCCAGCAGCUUCCUGAAUGUAAAAUAGAAAAGAUCAAAGAACCUACUGUAUUGAGUUUUCAUACAGCUAGUGGGAAAAAAGUUAAAAUUACACAGGAAUCUUUGGACAAAGUGAAAAAUCUUUUUGAUGAGAAACAACAUGUUAGUAAAGUUACCAGUUUUAGUCAUCAAGUGGCAAAAAUUGUAAAGGACAGAGAGGUCUGUAAAGAAGGUCUUGCAUUAGCAUAUGAGAGAAUUGAAAUAACUGCCCCAAAGUGUGAAGAAAUGCACAAUUCUCUAGAUAAUAAUGAGAACUUUGUUUCUAAGGACACUGGAGUGCUACCCAAGCAAACUGAUAAUUUAAACAGGCAAACUAAAAAUCUUAAAACAUCAAAUAAUAUCCCUUUUAAGUCUCAAGUACAUGAAAAUAUAAAAAAAGAAAUAGAAAAAAAUCCUGCAACUUGCUGCAUAAAUCAGAUCCCUUGUUCAGCCAUUGAAGAUUCAGCUUUGGCGUUUUAUACAGGACAUGGUAGAAAAAUUUCUGUAAGUCAGGCUUCACUGUCCAAAGCAAAAAAAUGGUUUAAAGAAUUGGAUGAUCAACUAGAAGAAAGAAAUGCUGGUAAAGUUGUAUGUUUAAAGGAAUAUCCUGGGGAUUAUGUAGGAAAUCCUUCAUACGAAAAUAGUUUGAACAGUAUCAAAACUGAAAAUGAGAACAAUCUUGCCUCUGCAAAUCAGGGUCCCACUUAUUUAAGUAACUGCAGCAUGUAUAACAGCCAUCCAGAACAUUCUACUUUUUGUCAUUCUGAUGAUACAUGUAAUGAGUCAGGGUAUUUCUCCAAAAAUACAGUUGAUCCUGAUAUUCAGCCGAUUAUGCAGAAUGUUGAAGACAAAAAUAAUGCUUUCCCCCCCCAAAGAUCUACCAUAAAAAAUGUAAACACAUACCUGCAAACUAUAAAUGAAGAUGUUUGUGUUCAGAAAGUUGAGACUAACUCUUUGCCAUGCACAACUAAAAAUGUAACCAUUGACUUGGCCAUACCUGAUUCAAAUGAUUGUGGGGUAGGGUCACCUGCAUUCAGUACAGCCAGUAAAAUAAUCUGUAUUUCACAAGAAGCCAGAAAAACAGUGAAAGAGAGAUUCACAGACAACUGUGAUAAGAUAACUAAGCAAAAUACUGAGAGUAAGUCACACACUUGCCAAAUAAGGUGUCAUAAAGCAUUGGAUAAUUCACAGGGUUCUAUCUGCCCUGACUCUUUAAGUGACAAAGAACAUAUAAACUCAAAUAAGGUUUUUGCUGCUACUCAAAAUGAGCAAAGUGUAUCUGGAGUGGAGAAAGCGCCUGGAAUAUCACCUCGUGUUAGUUUGAAAGCUUCAGAUGUGUGUAAGUUUAAUAUAGCGGAACUUCCCCAGCCAGAUUUUCCUCCACGUACUUGUGGGAUUUUUAGCACAGCAAGUGGAAAAUUUGUACAAGUAUCAAAUGCUUCAUUGCAAAAGGCAAAACACAUGUUUUCUGAGAUAGAGGGCAGUGCUACGCAGUUAUCUUCCACAGUAGCAUUUAAAAGCAGUGAACAGUCAGACCGCUUCACAAGAGAUGAAAAUGCUGUGGUACAUGACUUCCAGAAUGUACAGUCCUUCCCAGAGACUGCUUUAUGGAAUGUAGAUUCUUCUGUUUUCUCUGGAUUUAGUACAGCAAGUGGGAAACAGGUUGCAAUUUCAGAAAGUGCCUUACACAAAGUUAAGGAAAUGUUAGAGGAAUUUGAUUCAAUUGGAACUGAAUAUAUUCAGCAUUCACUUACAUCUAAACAGAAUGUAUCAAAAAUACUUCCUCUCCCUCAUGUUCAUAAGAGAUCUUCAGAAUAUUCUGUAAACUCUGAAAUGCAGAAGGCCUACAAUAACGAAUUAAAAUUACCAAGUUGCUAUAAUAUUGAAAGUGGUUCUUCAGAAAAUAUUAAUUCUAUUAAAGUUUCUUCAAAUGUCUCUCAGUUUAAGCAAGACACACAGUUGGUUUUAGGAACCAAAGUCUUCCUUAAAAACACUGAUCUUUUGGGAAAAGAACAAACUUUACCCAGAAACAUAGAGGUGGAAAUUGGUAAAACACAAACUUUUUCUAAGGUUCCUCUGAGAACAAAUGUCGAAGACUGUUCUGCUUACUCUGAAAAACCAGAAAACUGUUUUGAAACAGAAGCAGUAGAGAUUGCCAAAGCUUUUAUGGAAGAUGGUGAGCUGACAGAUUCUGAACCACCGAGUUGUGCCCAUUACUCAUUGUUGACAUGUCCAAACAGCAAGGAAAUUUUGUUAAAUUCAAGAAGUAGGAAAAGAAGAAUUGCUGUUAACCCAGUUGGAGACCCUCCAAUCAAAAGAAGCUUGUUAAAUGAAUUUGAUAAGAUAAUAGAAAAUAAAGGGGAAUUCUUAAAGCCUUCAAAAAGUACUCCAGAUGGCACAAUAAAAGAUAGAAGAUUGUUUAUGCAUCAUGUUUCAUUAGAACCAGUUACCUGUGGACCUUUUUGCACAAGAAAAGAACGGCAAGAAAUCCAGAAUCCACAUUUUACUGCACCUGGUCAAGAAUUUUUGUCUAAAUCUCACCUUUUUGAGCACUCGACUUUGGAAAAAUCUUCAAGCAAUUUACCAGUUUCAGUACAGCCGACUGGUAAAGUUCCUGUUACAGGAAAUGAAAAGAAGAGAUGCCCCAUUACUACAGGCAAAUCCACCAAAGUCUUUGUCCCGCCUUUCAAAACCAAAUCACAUUUUCAUGGAGAUGAACAUUGCAUUACCAAGAACGUUAGUUUGGAAGGAAGCAAACAAAAACUCAAGUGCAUAGAUGAAUAUAGUUAUGCUGAUAGUGAAAAUAUUAUUAAUGAAAGCAAGAUUCAUCAGUUUAACAAAAAUGGCUCCAAUCAAGAAGAAACUAUAAUUGUCACAAAGUGUGAAGAAGAACGUUCAGAUUUAAUUACAAGCCUUCAACAUGCCAGAGAUCUACAGGAUAUGCGAAUUAAAAAGAAAGAAAGGCAACAUAUCUUCCCACAGCCAGGCAGUCUAUAUCUUGCGAAAACCUCCACCCUGCCUCGAAUCUCUCUGAAAGCUGCAGUCAGGGGCCAAGUUCCUUCUGCAUGCCCUCAUAAGCAGCUCUAUAUGUAUGGUGUUUCUAAACAAUGCAUAAAAAUUAACAGCAAAAAUGCUGAGUGUUUUCAGUUUUCUAUUCAGGAUUAUUUUGGUAAGGAAAAUUUACAUGCUGGAAAAGGAAUUCAGUUGGCUGAUGGAGGAUGGUUAAUACCCUCCAAUGAUGGAAAGGCUGGAAAAGAAGAAUUUUAUAGGGCUCUGUGUGACACUCCAGGUGUGGAUCCAAAGCUUGUUUCUAGAGUUUGGGUCUAUAAUCACUACAGAUGGAUUAUAUGGAAACUGGCAGCUAUGGAAUUUUCUUUUCCUAAGGAAUUUGCUAAUAGAUGCCUAAACCCAGAAAGAGUGCUGCUUCAACUAAAGUACAGAUAUGAUGUGGAAAUUGACAGCAGCAGAAGAUCAGCUAUAAAAAAAAUAGUGGAAAGGGAUGACACACCUGCAAAGACACUUGUUCUCUGUGUUUCUGACAUCAUUUCAUCAAGCACAAGUAUAUCUGAAACUUCUGGUGUUGAUACCAAGAAAGUAGAUGUGAUCGAACUUACAGAUGGAUGGUAUGCUGUCAAGGCCCAGCUAGAUCCUCCACUCCUGGCCCUCUUAAAGAGUGGGAGACUGACUGUGGGUCAGAAGAUCAUUGUGCACGGGGCAGAACUGAUGGGCUCUUCUGAUGCCUGUGCACCUCUAGAAGCCCCAGCCUCUCUUAUGCUAAAGAUUUCAGCUAACAGUACCCGGCCUGCUUGCUGGUACACCAAACUUGGGUUCUUUCCUGAUCCCAGGCCCUUCCCUCUGCCCUUGUCCUCGCUCUUCAGUGACGGAGGAAACGUUGGCUGUGUUGAUAUUAUUGUUCAAAGAGUGUACCCUAUGCAGUGGGUGGAGAAAACAGCAUCUGGAUUAUAUGUAUUUCGUAAUGAAAAAGAAGAGGAAAAAGAAGCGACAAAGUUUGCAGAGGUCCAACAGAAGAAACUAGAAGCUUUAUUCACUAAAAUUCAAGCAGAAUUUAAAGACCCUGAAGAAAAUAAAACAAAACAGUGUAUGCCAUCCCAUGCACUCACAAGGCAACAAGUCCACUCUCUCCAGGAUGGUGCAGAUCUUUAUGAAGCAGUGAAAAAUGCACCAGACCCGGAUUACCUUGAGGGUUAUUUCACUGAAGAGCAGCUAAGAGCAUUGAAUAAUCACAGACAAAUGUUGAAUGAUAAGAAGCAGGCACAGAUCCAGUUGGAAUUCAGGAAGGCCUUGGAAUCUGCUGAACAAGAGGAACAGGGCUUAUCAAGGGAUGUUACAACUGUGUGGAAGUUGCGUAUUGAAAGCUACAAGAAAAAUGAAAAAUCAGCUAUACUGAGUAUCUGGCGUCCAUCAUCAGACUUACACUCCCUCCUAACAGAAGGAAAGAGAUAUAGAAUCUAUCAUCUUGCAACAUCAAAAUCUAAAAGUAAAUCUGAAAGAACUAACAUACAGUUAGCAACCACAAAAAAAACUCAGUAUCAGCAACUACCGGCUUCAGAUGAAAUCUUAUUCCAGGUUUACCAGCCAAGGGCACCCCUUCAUUUCAGCAGACUGUUAGAACCAGCCUUUCAACCACCUUGUUCUGAAGUAGACCUCGUAGGAUUUGUAGUUUCUAUUGUAAAGAAAAUAGGUCUUGGUCCUUUGGUCUAUUUGUCAGACGAAUGCCUUAAUUUAUUAGCAGUAAAGUUCUGGACAGAUCCUAAUGAAGAUGUUAUCAAACCUCAUAUGCUAAUCACUGCAAGCAAUCUCCAGUGGCGCUCAGAAUCCCAGUCAGGAAUUCCUACUUUAUUUGCUGGAGAUUUUUCCAUGUUUUCUGGCAGUCCAAAGGAAGCCCACUUUCAAGAGACAGUCAACAGAAUGAAGCAUGCUGUUGAGAAUAUUGAUUCAUUUUGCAACAAUGCAAAAAGGAAGCUUAUACAUCUCCUUAAUGCGAACAGUCCCAGGUGGUCUACACCAACUAGAGACUCCAAGCCAGAGCUUUGCCCUGCUCCCAUACUCCUUGCUACAGGAAAUAAGUUACUGAGGUCUUCUCCUAACUGUGAGCGCAGUCAUCACAGUCCUUUAUCACAGUGUACACCAAAAGACAAGUCUGUGUCGGUACCUGUAUCACCCCAAAUGGCCUCAAAGUCUUGUAAAGGGGAGAGAGAGCUUGACUACCCAAGAAACUGCAGAAAAAGAAAAGCACUGGAUUUCCUGAGUCGACUGCCUUUACCUCCCCCCGUCAGUCCCAUCUGUACCUUUGUCUCUCCAGCUGCACAGAAGGCAUUUCAGCCGCCACGGAGUUGUGGCACCAAAUAUGAAACACCUAUAAAGAAGAAAGAAUCCAGUUCUCCUCGGAUGACUCCACUUAAAAAAGCCAAUCAGAUUUCUCUUUUGGAACGUGAUUCAAUAGCUGAUGAGGAACUUGCAUUGCUAAAUACCCAGGCCCUUGUAUCUACUUCGGUGGGAGACAAUCAAUGUCUGUCUCUCAGUGAGUCCACAAGGACCUCUUCCAAUUCAGAUCAUCAUAUGACCCCUCUGCUCAGAGUACAAGAGAGCUCCCAAGCCAGCACAGAGGAAGGGUAGGACCAGCACGCAGGACCCAAAUACAUUAAAGAAAGUAUCUCAGGUAUUGCAAAGGCAAAAGGAACGGACAUGACAGAGAAAUUAUUGAGCCUUCCCAAUUUGUGAGAUUUGUCCAAUUUCAAACUACAUAUAAAUGUUUGUGUGACAAGACACAAAAUAACUUUAGAUUUACUUAUGUUUGUGAAUCAUACAGAUGUUCUUUGCCUGGUUUUAUAUUGGUACAAUUUUAUUUUAACUGUGUAUCUUUAAAGCUGGCUGUAUAUUAAAUAAUUUAAAAAAUCUUGUUUAAAUCUUUAUGAUUGUGCCGGGCAUGGUGGCACACACCUUUAAUCCCAGUGCUU